Messenger RNA from Diversispora eburnea, 2004 nucleotides. NCBI's taxonomy places the organism in Eukaryota, Fungi, Glomeromycota, Glomeromycetes, Diversisporales, Diversisporaceae. The record is from the annotation of a GenBank genome assembly.
AUGUCCAAUGAGAAGGAUAAUCUAUCAUCAAAACUUAAUUCUUCUUCUUCUACCAAACAACCUUUAAACGUAUUUGCUCAACCCCAUUUCAGAUCAAAAAUACGUUUACCUUUCAAAGAUUUUCAAAAGAAUGUUAAUAAUGAUUUACCAAAACCAAAUUAUCAGCAAAAUAAUAAUCAAGACUUAACCACGGCAUCACCACCAAUAUUUACUAAAUUCAUUUCUGAAAAAUCUCAUGUUUCUAAACCAGAGGAUAUUAAUAUCUCCAAUAAUAAAAAUAAAUCCAAUGAUGAUAAAGAAGAAAAGAAUGAAGAAAAGAUAGAAAAAGAUGAACUCGGUAUGAUUAUAGAGAUCGUACAUAGAUGGAAAGAUGAUUCGGCAAGAAGAGAUUCCAUCAUUAAAGAACUGCGCGAUAAUCUUGACAUUUUACAAGAGACUAUAAACCAUCGAGAUAUCUAUUUGACUACCUAUCGAGAACGUAUUUUAACCUUGGAAUUAUUGAUCAAACGUCAACAAAGUAAUUCCGAUCAUAACCGUGAAAGAGUUGAAAAUAUUAAAUCAAAGUAUUUUUCAUAUCGUAACACACUUUCGAAUAUAGAAAAAUCUGUUGAAGAGAUUCGAGAAGAAAAAAAGAGAAUUGAAAAUGAUGUUGAAUCAUUAAGAUGUGAUUUUGGUAAAAUUGCUACAAAAUAUCAAUCAGUAUCAGAAUAUCACAUCUCCAAUUCGUUAUCACAAAGAACUCAAAUCACGCAGGUUACAGACUUAAACCAUCAACUUACAGAUGCAAAUACUCAACUUAAUAAUGUUAUUACUCAAUUAAGUCAAGUUAUACAGAAUUCUAAUGAUAAAGCGGCAAGUUACGCAUCAGAACUUGAUUCCACUCGUAAAAGAUUAGAAUCUGUUAUGAGUGAACGUGAUAUUGAAAAAGCUGAGAAUGGUGAAGAAUGUCAGAAACUCAAACUUUCAUUUGAGAGUGUUAACGAAAAAUACCAAACUCUAAAUUUACUUCAAAAAGAAAAUGAAGAAAAAAUUAUUGCUCUUACAAAAUGUGUUCAAAAACUCGAACAAGAUUUAGAAUCAUCUCGUAAUGAUAUUAAACAACUUAAUUCUUUAAUCACCGAGAAAGAUAAACGGUAUUUUAAAAAAUCUUAUCCACAUUUACCAUUAUUACGAGAAAUUGAUUCAAUUCAAAAAGAAAUGGAUACAAUUCGUACACAACAAAUGAUUGAAUGUCAAAAGUUUGAGAAUGAACUCCAUGAUUUACGUCAUCAAUUACAAACGGAAUUUUAUAAAGAACGUUGCCAAUUAGAAACAGAAUGGGCAAAUGAACGUAGUCGAUUGGAAUCGGAAAAUCGUGAAGAACGUACUCGACGUCUACGUUUAGAAUCAGAAUUUCGUGAUGAACGUUCAGAACGAUUUCGUUUUGAGACUGAAUUACAUAAUUCCGAUAGAAAAUUAAAAGAAUUACUUCAAACCAAUGAUCACGAAAAAAUCGUUCAAUUGGAAUCUGAAUUGGGUGAACUAGAGAAUCAACGCUUGAAUCGUAUAUCAGCAAGCUCACUUGAAUCAAGAUUAAAUUCACUUGCAACGAAAUUUGAUGAAUUUAAAAGUGAUCACAACAAAGUAAUUAACGAUAUAAAUCAACAGCACGAUGAUAAUGUCGACAAGCUCAAUCGUGAUGUUUAUAAUUAUCAAGAAAUUGUUAAACAAACUACAUUAGAACAUGAAAAUGAAAUCUGUCAGCGUGAUUGUGAGAUUAGAGAAAUUAAAUCAAAAGAAAUACUAAUGAUGGAAGAAAUUGAAAUGUUAAAAUCUAAAAUUCAUCUUUUGGAAUCUAAUGAACAAUUUUCGCAAAAGAAUUUGCAAUUGAGAAAUGAUUGCAAAAUGAGCAAUAUUUCUAUUCCUGGACCCGGAUAUAUAGUUAAUUCUGAACGAACAGAAACAGAACCGAUCAUAAAUGAAGUUGUUGUUUUGGAGGUUUUCGGAAAAAGUUUUCGAAUCUAA